AUGUCAUUACAGAAAUUAACAGCAGAAUUAUAUAAUUUAUUUCAAUCUGGUGAUUAUUUACAAUGUCAACAGAUAUUAGCACCUAUUAAAAUUGAAUUAAUUGCACAUGAUUUAUUAGUACCUACUUUGCAAAAUACAACCACUACAGAUUCAAUCAAUGAUUUAAAAAUAAGCCAAAGAAUAUUAGAAAUUGGAGUUUUAUCAUCAUUAUUAAACAAUGAUUAUCAAUCAUUUGAAAAUUAUUUCGGUCAAUUAAGACCAUUCUUAACAAAUUCCAAAAUCAAUCCAUCCAAAAAUUUAAAUACCGAAAUUACUAAAAUCAUAUCAUUAUAUUUAAUUUACUUACUUUCCAAGGGAUCAAUAUCAAAAUUUCACAUAGAAUUAGAAUACAUCUACAAUAGUUCAAACUUUGACGUCUCCAAUGACAAGUAUUUGAAAUUUCCAAUAAUGUUAGAAUCUAAUUUAAUGGAAGGUAACUAUAUCAAGAUCUGGAAUUUAUUGAAAAAUGAUGCAAAUUUACCUUGUCCAGAGUUUAAACAUUUCAUAACUACUUUGACUAAUGCUUUGCGUUUCGAAAUUGCUAAAUCUAUAGAGAAGACAUAUACUAAAAUUCCAAUUUCAAAUUGUAAAAAUUUAUUAUAUUUAGAGCAAGAAAUUUCAGAUAGACAAUUUAAAGAAAUUUUGAAUGAAAAUUUACAAACUGAUAAUUGGAUAAUUAAUGAUGGGUUUAUCUAUUUUAAUAAGUUUGAAAAUAAUUAUGGGAAUUUGAAUGUUGCUAAUGGUGAUAUUAUUGAAAAUGUUUUAGGUUAUGCUGAACAAAUUGAAUCGAUUAUCUAG
Molecule: messenger RNA, 837 nt
Organism: Insectozyma verbasci
Lineage: Eukaryota; Fungi; Ascomycota; Pichiomycetes; Serinales; Debaryomycetaceae
Source: the annotation of a GenBank genome assembly